AUGGCAAAGCGUGACUCGGAGACGAAGGAGAGAGAGAGAGUGGAUUGUUCGGACGUGAAGCCGGACGAGCGUCCGAAUGGAAUGGAAACGACAUGCGCACACGCUAGCGUUAGCAAGCAAGGAGGACGACGGACAUCUGUGCAUAUCAAGCAAACAGAGACAGAGACAUUGAGGAUUGGACGGACGGACGGACGGCGAGAUAGACGGGAGGCUCGGCCGUCGUCGAGAACCUCGCCGCCAGCCUCAGUCACCGUUUCUUAUCGGUUUUCUUAUUAG
Necator americanus (New World hookworm) is the source of this 276-nucleotide messenger RNA. RefSeq lists its product as uncharacterized. Lineage: Eukaryota; Metazoa; Nematoda; Chromadorea; Rhabditida; Ancylostomatidae. The record is from RefSeq and is a predicted model, not a curated record. The coding region runs from base 1 to 276 and encodes 91 amino acids. The transcript has a single exon.